Molecule: messenger RNA, 1218 nt
Organism: Molossus molossus (Pallas's mastiff bat)
Lineage: Eukaryota; Metazoa; Chordata; Mammalia; Chiroptera; Molossidae
Gene: SEC11A
Product: SEC11 homolog A, signal peptidase complex subunit
Exons: 8
Coding region: 312-869 (185 amino acids)
Cellular component (GO): membrane; signal peptidase complex
Molecular function (GO): serine-type endopeptidase activity
Source: RefSeq, a predicted model, not a curated record
GGUCGACGCCUCCGUGAAGGGCCGUGGGGCUGAGCACGGAAGUGGGCUCCGGUCGGUUCUCAGCCGGCGAGGUCCGGGGCGGGAGAGCCCUCUUACAGCGAGGCCGGGCCGGGAGGCUGGAUCUGGAAGGUCGCGAGUACCUUUGUCCACUUUUCGUAGCCUAGGGGCGGGCCGCGCCGGUUGCCGCCCCGGAAGCGGAAGUCGGGGCGCCGCGGGGUCCCGUCCAGAGCGAGCUCAGCCCGGUGUCAGUCGUUCCGCUCGCCGGUCACAUCGUGCCUCGCUUCUGCCGGUGUCGUCCUCGCUGGCCCACCAUGCUGUCUCUAGAUUUUUUGGACGAUGUGCGGCGGAUGAACAAACGGCAGCUUUAUUAUCAAGUCCUAAAUUUUGGAAUGAUUGUCUCCUCAGCACUAAUGAUCUGGAAGGGGUUAAUGGUCAUAACUGGAAGUGAAAGUCCAAUUGUAGUGGUGCUCAGUGGCAGCAUGGAACCUGCGUUUCAUAGAGGAGAUCUUCUCUUCCUAACGAAUCGAGUUGAAGAUCCCAUACGAGUGGGAGAAAUUGUUGUUUUUAGAAUAGAAGGAAGAGAGAUUCCUAUAGUUCAUCGAGUCUUGAAGAUUCAUGAAAAGCAAAAUGGACAUAUCAAGUUUUUGACCAAAGGAGACAAUAAUGCAGUUGAUGACCGAGGUCUCUAUAAACAAGGACAACAUUGGCUAGAGAAAAAAGAUGUUGUGGGGAGAGCAAGGGGGAGAGCAGAUCAGUGGAGGACAGGAAUUAUUGACAGCUCCCUGAAGGUUAUGGCCACAACCCAGCCCCCAGCACUAAAUCAGCAGAUUUGUUCCUUACAUUGGGAUUGUGACUAUCCUCAUGAAUGACUAUCCUAAAUUUAAGUAUGCCGUACUCUUUUUGCUGGGUUUAUUUGUGCUGGUUCAUCGUGAGUAAGAAGCUGCCUUGCUGUUCCUGGGAGGUGCCGUACUUUUUGUUACUGAUGUUUGCGAUAGCUGUUGGUCUGUGAUUGGUGGAGUGGAGCACACACAUGCUGGCCCUUCUUGGUAGCACCGGUUUGCAUUAGUUUAUGUUUCCACACCAGAGUCUGUGUGGGCGGGUGUGCGUGCACCACUGCUCGCUCUCCAUGGACUCCAACGCAGGAUUUCAUGUUGUCAUUGUCACACUUUCGCAUUUUUGUACAUCAGUGAAUUUUUUAUAUUAAAAGGUUGAGCCAAA